This is a messenger RNA of Spea bombifrons (plains spadefoot toad), 1386 nucleotides long. RefSeq names its product DNA ligase 1-like. Lineage: Eukaryota; Metazoa; Chordata; Amphibia; Anura; Pelobatidae. The transcript is spliced from 6 exons. Bases 1 to 1371 code for a protein of 456 amino acids. The record is from RefSeq and is a predicted model, not a curated record.
AUGGUGUGGGAUGGAGUGUUGUUGGAGGUGGUGAAGUAUUUGAGGUUGGGUUUCCGGCCCUCGGUGGUGGUUAUCCACGCUGGGGGUAAUGAUAUGGGGGCUACGCCUCAGCGCGAGCUUGUGUGGAAGAUGAGGCGUGAUGUUGAACGGACCGACGGGAAUUUCCAGCCACGAGAAUCCAAGCCAACAUCUAAUGGAUCUCUGGCGAUCGGAGGAUUCCGUUCACUGAUUACACGAAUGGCGCAAUCAGUUUAUUCACGACCGGUGUUGAGGAUCGUGCAGAACGCAUUCUUCUGUGUUACAUGCGCGGUGGUCGCCGGACUGGUGGUCUAUUUCUACGUACAGCUUCGCCGCUGUAGACAACGAAAAAACAGACCACCGGAUGAAGAGUCCCUCCGCGUCUUAACUUCCUUGGUAAGUCCAUCAAUUUCCAGUCUCCAAGAACAGGAGAGUGAAGAAAGCAUUGAAAGGAAACCUAAAACAUCCAGCAGUUUCUUUCAGAACUUGAUGGCAUUGUCAGGAAGAGAGCACACUGACAGAAGGAAAAAGAAGAUUUAUGAUGAAGAGAAGGGUGGAGAGGAGAGUGAAGAGGAGGAAUGGGAGAGAAUGAAGAGAAAGAAGUACUAUAAGGAAAAGGAGGACUAUAAAGAAAAGGAGGAAUGUGAGAGAAUGGAGACAGAAAAGGAGAGGAAGAAAAGGGAGAAAAGAGAGAGAAAAGAGGAAAAGGAGGACAGGAAGGAAAGGGAAAAAUGGAAGAGAAAAGAUGAAAAGGAGGAAAAGAAGUACGGGAGGAAAAGGGAGGAAAGGGAGAGAAAAGAUGAAAAGGAGGAAAAGAAGGAAAAGGAGAAAUGGGAGAGAAAGGAUAAGAAGGAGGAAAAGAAGGAAAAGGAGAAAAAGGAGAGAAGGGAUAAAAAGGAGGAGAAGAAGGAAAAGGAAAAAAAGGAGAAAAGGGAGGGAAAGGACAAAAAGAAGGAAAUGAAGGAAAAAGAGAGAAGGGAGAAAAAGAAGAAAAUGAAGGAAAAGAAGGAAAAGGAGAAAAAGGAGAGAAAGGAGCAAAUGGAGAAAAAGAAGGUAGUGAAGGAAAAAGAGAAAAGGGAGAAAAAACAUACAAUGAAGGAAAAGAAAAAAAGGGAGAAAAAGGAGAGAAAGGAGCGAAUGGAGAAAAGGAAAAAAGAGCUUAAAGAAAAAAGCAUCAAAGAGAUGAAAAAGAUGCGAAAGAAGGUGAAAGCAGAAUCUAAGAAAGCCAAAGCCAAACUUCAACGCGAAAAGCGGAAAUUGAAGUCAAAGGCAAAAAUGAAAAUGAAGAAAAUGAAGAAAAUGAAGAAACCUAAAUUGAACAUCGCAAAAAAACUGAAAAAAUUUAGGAAAUGAAAGUCAUGGAGGGCG